This is a messenger RNA of Lampris incognitus (smalleye Pacific opah), 1153 nucleotides long. RefSeq names its product coagulation factor IIIa (gene f3a). The record is from RefSeq and is a predicted model, not a curated record. Gene Ontology annotation, biological process: blood coagulation. The transcript is spliced from 6 exons. Gene Ontology annotation, cellular component: membrane. The coding region runs from base 268 to 1137 and encodes 289 amino acids. Lineage: Eukaryota; Metazoa; Chordata; Actinopteri; Lampriformes; Lampridae. Gene Ontology annotation, molecular function: protein binding.
AGGAGUUCAAGAGCCGCCGUCAGCAGUCAGUCCAGUAAACCGCUAAACAAGGCGACAAUUAAGAACACUUAAUUCACCCCACGGCUUUGUGUCAACUAUCUACACGACCGGUUGACGGGUGUUUGCGCCAGACUGCUGGAGAGUCUGCCACGUCUCGGAGGCUGCGCACAGUUGGUCGUACAGUACAUACCACCCCGCAACCCACUCCGCGACGGCUCUUGUUCCAGGACGGGACCGCUGUAGUUUUCUGCGACUCUGGAAUACAACAUGCUGAAACGGAGACCAGCCGCUGUUUCUUUUGCACUUCUUGCUGCUGCGCUGGUUUCCAGCAGCGUGGUCUCAGGCUCCUUUCCCGUGGCCCAAAAUGUCACCUGGAAAUCAACCAACUUUAAAACAAUGCUUACAUGGGAACCUAAACCAACACCUGACUAUUCUUACACCGUUGAAUUCUCAGUGAUUGGUGAGGACAGAAAGAGAAACCCGCACUGCAUCCACACAGCAGAGACCGAGUGUGACCUGUCCAGUUCUUUGACAGACCUCAAAUCCACAUACGUGGCCGAUAUACUCUCUGAACCCCCACUCGGAGUCACCUCCGAACUCACCGAGUUCCCCCACGCAAGGUCGCCGCGCUUUUGCCCCUACAAAGACACUGAUAUCGGCAGACCUGACUUCAAGAUCGAGGUGAGCAAAGACAAGAGCAACAUCACCCUGUACGUGUCGGACCCGCUUACGGCCCUGUUCGACGGCGGCAGGAGGCUGAGCAUCCGCGACAUCUUCACCGAUGACCUUCAGUACAAGGUCACCUACAGGAGAGCUAAAAGCUCUGGCAAGCGAACGCAGACCUCCAAGAGCAGCGAGAUUGCGAUAAAUAACGUGGACCGGGGACAGAGCUACUGCUUCAACGUGCAGGCCUUCAUCCCCAGCCGCACCAGCAAGCAGCUGGGCGAGCUCAGCCAAACCAAGUGUACCCACAGCGAGGACGAGUCCAUCUUUGACACGUACUCGGCCGGUGUGAUCGUCGGCGCCAUCGUCCUGAUCUUGGCUGUCGUGGUCACCGUCAUCUCUGUCACGGUGAUCUGCUGCAAGCGCAGGGCCCAAAAAAAUGGAAAGGAGGGCGUGCCGCUGCGGGACGUGUGAGGGCCACGUCCUCACU